GGCAUCGGGUUCCUGGCUCGUGAUUGGCUGAAGCCCAGGCGCUCCCCUUCUCCACCUCCUCCAGCGGGGUGAGAGGUCAGCUGAGAGACUGCUGGGUCGACAAUGGCGGGGUUCUGGGUCCGGACAGCAUUGCUGGAAGCUGCUGGACGGCGUGGGCGGUGGCCGCCGCAGCAGCUGAUGCUGAGCGCGGCGCUGUGGACCCUGAAGCAUGUUCCGCACUAUUCAAGAAAGCACUUAAUGGUGUCCCGUAAUCUUGGUUCAGUGGGAUAUGAUCCUAAUGAAAAAACUUUUGAUAAAAUUCUUGUUGCCAAUAGAGGAGAAAUUGCAUGUCGGGUUAUUAAAACUUGCAAGAAGAUGGGCAUUAAGACAGUUGCCAUCCACAGCGAUGUUGAUGCUACUUCUGUUCAUGUGAAAAUGGCGGAUGAGGCCGUCUGUGUUGGCCCAGCUCCCACCACUAAAAGCUACCUCAACAUGGAUGCCAUCAUGGAAGCCAUUAAGAAAACCAGGGCCCAAGCUGUACAUCCAGGUUAUGGAUUCCUUUCAGAAAACAAAGAAUUUGCCAGAUGUUUGGCAGCAGAAGGUGUCAUUUUCAUUGGACCUGACACACAUGCUAUUCAAGCCAUGGGUGACAAGAUUGAAAGCAAAUUAUUAGCGAAGAAAGCAAAGGUUAAUACAAUCCCCGGCUUUGAUGGGGUAGUCAAGGAUGCAGAAGAAGCUGUCAGAAUUGCAAGGGAAAUUGGCUACCCUGUCAUGAUCAAGGCCUCAGCAGGUGGUGGUGGGAAAGGCAUGCGCAUCGCUUGGGAUGAUGAAGAGACCAGGGAUGGUUUUAGAUUGUCAUCUCAAGAAGCUGCUUCUAGUUUUGGCGAUGAUAGACUACUAAUAGAAAAAUUUAUUGAUAAUCCUCGUCACAUAGAAAUCCAGGUUCUAGGUGAUAAACAUGGGAAUGCUUUGUGGCUUAAUGAAAGAGAGUGCUCAAUUCAGAGAAGAAAUCAGAAGGUGGUGGAGGAAGCACCAAGCAUUUUUUUGGAUGCGGAGACUCGAAGAGCAAUGGGAGAACAAGCUGUAGCUCUUGCCAAAGCGGUGAAAUAUUCCUCUGCUGGGACCGUAGAGUUUCUCGUGGACUCUAAGAAGAACUUUUAUUUCUUGGAAAUGAAUACAAGACUCCAGGUUGAGCAUCCUGUCACAGAAUGCAUUACUGGCCUGGACCUAGUCCAAGAAAUGAUCCGUGUUGCUAAGGGUUACCCUCUCAGGCACAAACAAGCUGAUAUUCCUAUCAACGGCUGGGCAGUUGAAUGUCGAGUUUAUGCUGAGGACCCCUACAAGUCUUUUGGUUUACCGUCUAUUGGGAGAUUGUCUCAGUACCAAGAACCAUUACAUCUACCUGGUGUCCGAGUUGACAGUGGCAUCCAACCAGGAAGUGAUAUUAGCAUUUAUUAUGAUCCUAUGAUUUCGAAACUAAUCACAUAUGGCUCUGAUAGAACUGAGGCACUGAAGAGAAUGGAAGAUGCACUGGAUAACUAUGUUAUUCGAGGUGUUGCACAUAAUAUUGCAUUACUUCGAGAGGUGAUAAUCAACUCACGCUUUGUAAAAGGAGACAUCAGCACUAAAUUUCUCUCUGACGUGUAUCCUGAUGGCUUUAAAGGACACAUGUUAACCAAGAGUGAGAAGAACCAUUUACUGGCAAUAGCAUCAUCAUUGUUUGUGGCAUUCCAGUUAAGAGCACAAUAUUUUAAAGAACAUUCAAGAGUGCCUGUUAUUAAGCCAGACAUAGCCAACUGGGAGCUCUCGAUAAAAUUGCAUGAUAAAGUUCAUACUGCAGUAGCAUCAAACAGUGGGUCCACGUUCUUGGUGGAAGUUGAUGGGUCGAAACUGAAUGUGACCAGCACGUGGAACCUGGCUUCGCCCCUAUUGUCUGUCAGCGUUGAUGGCACUCAGAGGACUGUCCAAUGUCUUUCUCGAGAAGCAGGUGGAAACAUGAACAUUCAGUUUCUUGGUACAGUGUACAAGAUGCAUAUCUUAACCAAACGUGCUGCAGAAUUGAACAAAUUUAUGCUGGAAAAAGUGGCUGAGGACACAAGCAGUGUUCUGCAUUCCCCGAUGCCCGGAGUGGUGGUGGCUGUCUCUGUCAAGCCUGGAGACAUGGUCGCUGAAGGUCAAGAAAUUUGUGUGAUUGAAGCCAUGAAAAUGCAGAAUAGUAUGACAGCUGGGAAAACUGGCACGGUGAAAUCUGUACACUGUCGAGCUGGAGACACAGUUGGAGAAGGGGAUCUGCUCGUGGAACUGGAAUGAAUGAUUUAUAACCUUUCAGUCAUCACCCAAAUUAAUUCGCCAUUUGCGUGAUGCUUUCACACAAUUGAUUCAGGCAUUUUACAGAACACUCCCAUGCAGCUACGUUUUACAUCAUCAUAUUACACAGAAUCAAUACCAAUAUUCUGCCAAAAAAAAUCACCAAUGGAAAUUUUCAUUGAUGUAAAUGCUGUACGUAUGAUUUGUACUUCUCCUGUGAGAUUUCCUAGUGUCAAACUGAAAACAAUAAAACAGCGUUUGUCUAA
Molecule: messenger RNA, 2552 nt
Organism: Cebus imitator (Panamanian white-faced capuchin)
Lineage: Eukaryota; Metazoa; Chordata; Mammalia; Primates; Cebidae
Gene: PCCA
Product: propionyl-CoA carboxylase subunit alpha
Exons: 24
Coding region: 103-2289 (728 amino acids)
Cellular component (GO): mitochondrion
Molecular function (GO): metal ion binding; ATP binding; propionyl-CoA carboxylase activity
Source: RefSeq, a predicted model, not a curated record